This is a messenger RNA of Vespula pensylvanica (western yellowjacket), 1441 nucleotides long. RefSeq names its product major royal jelly protein 3-like. Bases 101 to 1264 code for a protein of 387 amino acids. The transcript has 7 exons. Gene Ontology annotation, cellular component: extracellular region. NCBI's taxonomy places the organism in Eukaryota, Metazoa, Arthropoda, Insecta, Hymenoptera, Vespidae. The record is from RefSeq and is a predicted model, not a curated record.
ACAUUCGUGCGAACGUUCAUACGAUUUAUUGUCGAAAUUUUCCGAGUCGCGACGAUAUUAAUUCUUUUUGGCUAUAGAACUUCUCAUUCUUCAUACAGACAUGAAGCUGUCGUUUCAAUUGUUGUUACCAUUCCUUUGGAUACAUAUGUCCUUACAAAAAGUAUUGUACAGUUGGAAAUAUAUAGAUUUUGAUUUUGUUACUGAGAAGGAACGGGACGAAUAUAUCCAGAAGGGACAAUAUCAAAAAAUUGCUUCAGUACCUAUCGACACAAUGAUUGCAAAUGACAAAAUAUUUAUUACCAUACCACGUUCGGAGGGAGUACCUGCCAGUUUAGGAACGCUUAACACAAAAAAACAAAAUGGUGGAGGUCCCUUAGUUCGGCCAUAUCCAAAUUGGAAAUGGGCAACUAAUAUACAAGAUUGUAAUAAUAAUAUCAUCAGUGUUUACAGAGUAGACUUGGAUGAUUGCAAUAGAUUAUGGGUUUUGGAUAAUGGAAAGAUUGGAGAAGAACAAAAGUGUCCACCUAAGAUUUUAGCGUUCGAUCUGAAAACUGAUAAAGUGGUGGUACAAAAAGAGAUUCCAAACAAAUAUGCUUUUAAUAGCAAUGGCAACGGACUAUUAGUAACUCCUUUGGUAAAGACUUUAGGAGAACAAUGCGAGCAUAUAACGGUAUACAUGGCGGAUAUAGAGGGUUAUGGAUUAGUAAUAUGGAGAGGAGGCGAUAAUUUUCAAAGAAUCGAUUCGCCAGAUUUCGCGGCUGAUAAACCAUAUUUCAAAUUAAACGGUGAUAGUUUUUAUCUAUCCGAUGGUCUCGUUGGUCUGGCAUUGUACGAAGGCGAUAAAAAAAAUGAUAGUAAAUUAUAUUGUAGUGCAUUGGCUUCUUAUAAUAUGUACCACAUAUCAGUAAAUUCAUUGGAACAAAGUAUUAAUAGAAAAGUUGAUAUCUACCAAGAUAAAGGUGACAUUAACUUUCACAAAGUACCAUUGGUUAUGACUGGUUAUAUUCUAUUUUUUGCUUCUCUAGAAGAUAAUGCUCUAAGAAUGUGGGAUGUAAGAACAAAAUUCACCGAAAGAAAUACGAAAAUAAUAAAGAUAGACAAUAACAUAUUACAAUUCGUUAGCGGUUUGAAAAUUAUGAAGAAUAAUAAUGUAUCUCCGGGAUGUACCGUCAUCUAUGGAUUGUCGAAUAAAUUUCAGAAAACAGCAGCUGGUACACGAAGUUUAGAUGAAAUCAAUUAUCAGAUUUUCAAAUAUCAUUUAUAAGACGAAACUUCGUCUACGAAUUUCCCGAUCAGAAUUAUGUUAAGUAUUUUGACAAUUGCCUACAAUUCCAUGGACUCUGUAAAUAUCUGUAUUAUUUAACAAGAGCAUUUUUAAAUAAUGUACAAAUAAUAUAUUAAAAUGAAAUAAUAAAAGAAAUAUAUUUACUCUUUGAAAAAA